Molecule: messenger RNA, 3541 nt
Organism: Syngnathus typhle (broad-nosed pipefish)
Lineage: Eukaryota; Metazoa; Chordata; Actinopteri; Syngnathiformes; Syngnathidae
Product: retinoic acid receptor gamma-A-like
Exons: 8
Coding region: 410-1918 (502 amino acids)
Biological process (GO): retinoic acid receptor signaling pathway; regulation of transcription by RNA polymerase II; cellular response to corticotropin-releasing hormone stimulus
Cellular component (GO): nucleus; transcription regulator complex
Molecular function (GO): RNA polymerase II cis-regulatory region sequence-specific DNA binding; nuclear glucocorticoid receptor binding; zinc ion binding
Source: RefSeq, a predicted model, not a curated record
AGAGAGAGAGAGAGACGGGAAAAAGAGAGGGAGGCGGAAUGCAACAGGCUAAAGUCAGUCGUCGACUUGAGAGAAACUUCACAACUUUUGAGUUCAUGGUCUGCUCAUUCUUGCGUUGACUUAUAUCCUUGUAAAAAAAAAAGUAGCCUCCCCCUCCCAGAACAAAAACCAGCAAGCAGACUGCCGGCCUCCCAUCAGACAUCUGACUAGUGGCCAUCGCCGUCACGUGAUCUCCAGGAGGCCAUCACAAGUCUCACCCCCGCCUCCGCAUCCCAACUUGGGAGAAGCCAACACCUUGAGGUGCUGGCUGAAUGGCACCUGACCCUUUCGCUUUCCUCUGCGGCCCCUGACCACCGAGACGUGGUGAAAAAUCAGCUCAAAAUCACAGCAGUGGCUUUUUAGUGUUACCAUGGCAACCAACAAGGAGCAUCAACUGCGUCAUAUGGCGGGCUUCCCUCGCACCAUGUAUCCUUUCCCUUUCAAUGCCAUGAGGAGCCACUCCCCCUUUGACCUGCUGGCCAGCAGCAACCUUUUUGGCCGCUUCGGGGCAGACCUUCCGAAAGAGAUGGCAGCAUUGUCCGUGGAGACCCAGAGCACCAGCUCCGAGGAGAUGGUGCCCAGCUCGCCUUCUCCUCCGCCGCCGCCUCGCGUCUACAAGCCCUGCUUCGUGUGCCAGGACAAGUCGUCUGGAUACCACUACGGGGUCAGCUCCUGUGAGGGCUGCAAGGGUUUUUUCCGGCGCAGCAUUCAAAAGAACAUGGUGUACACGUGCCACCGAGACAAGAACUGCCAGAUCAACAAGGUGACUCGUAAUCGUUGUCAGUACUGCCGGCUGCAAAAAUGCUUCGAGGUGGGCAUGUCCAAAGAAGCCGUACGUAAUGACCGCAACAAAAAGAAAAAGGACGUGAAGGAGGAGGUGGUGCUGCCUGAAAACUACGAGCUGAGCGGCGAGCUCGAGGAGCUGGUCAACAAAGUGAGCAAAGCCCACCAGGAGACAUUUCCGUCGCUGUGCCAGCUGGGCAAAUACACCACAAACUCGAGCUCUGACCACAGAGUCCAGCUGGACUUGGGCCUGUGGGACAAGUUCAGUGAGUUGUCCACCAAGUGCAUCAUCAAGAUUGUGGAAUUUGCCAAGAGACUACCAGGCUUCACUACGCUAACCAUCGCCGACCAGAUCACCCUCCUCAAGUCUGCUUGUCUGGACAUCCUGAUGCUGAGGAUAUGCACGCGCUAUACCCCCGAGCAAGACACCAUGACUUUCUCGGACGGCCUGACCCUCAACAGAACCCAGAUGCAUAACGCCGGCUUCGGCCCGCUCACAGACCUGGUGUUCGCCUUCGCCGGGCAGCUGCUGCCCUUGGAGAUGGACGAUACUGAGACGGGACUCCUCAGCGCCAUCUGCCUCAUCUGCGGAGACCGUAUGGACCUGGAAGAACCCGCGAAGGUGGACAAGCUGCAGGAGCCGCUGCUGGAAGCGCUGAAGAUUUACACACGCCGCCGACGCCCCAACAAGCCUCACAUGUUCCCGCGCAUGCUGAUGAAAGUCACCGACUUACGAGGAAUUAGCACUAAAGGUGCAGAGAGAGCCAUCACACUGAAGAUGGAGAUCCCCGGUCCCAUGCCGCCGCUCAUCAGGGAAAUGCUGGAAAACCCGGACGCAUUUGAGGACAGCAGCGACUCGGCGGAAAGCCCCGCACCGGCCGCCGCCGCUGCGCCGCCUGCGCCGCCCGUCGUUCCGACCAUCAAGCAGGAGGAGAAAUCCACGUACGAGUCGGCGGUGGAGGAGGAAGAGGAGGAGGAGGAUGACGACUAUUGGGACGAGGACAGGGAACGGUUGGCGGACAGUGACGCCGAACCGUGGGGGGAAGCGGCUGCAGCGGCGACCAGCACAAACAAGAAAAGCGGGACAACGCAGUAGGAUGGACCCUCCCUUCCCUGGAAUCCUCAUCUUCACACCAUCAGGCUCUUAUAAAAGAAUUGCAAAGUUUACAGGGAGUGAGGGACAAAGCAAAAGCACUCAACAAGCGACUCAUUGUGGUCCGCAGUGACAGGAGGGAGGCGGGAGGGGGGGCUCACAAGGAAUGCCCCCCCCCCAGGAAAAGGGCUACGCUUGUAUAGAAAACAUCUCUUUUUUGGGGGGGUUACAGGAAACGCUACUUAUACUUUCUUCUUGUAUGAUGUAUUGUCUCAGCUCUUUGUCUCAUUUCUUCAUGGCGUGUGCGUUUAUGCGCUUAAGUGAGACAUCGUGAGAGCAAGUCUCCAACUUUCAAUGUCUUCCAGGGUGGUCAACGUCUUCCGAAAACAAGCAAUAGUGACUUUGGGAUCCUGAAUAUUAACAUCUUGUAUUAUCAAAGUCGCAUCUUGUUUGAAGCAAUCUGAAAAGUUGACAACCAGCAGUUGAAGACAGCAGACCAAUUUUAUUUCAUUUGCUCAUCCACUGAAAAUGGAUAAACAAUUGAAUCCACAAAUGAAUCGCACUGCUAAAUUUACGUCGAUUCCAAUCCCUGGACGUGAAAAAAAUGUGGUUCUAAAAUAACGAAAGCGCUCGUGAUGUCAGCACGGAAAGGCUUUUGAGCCUUUUUUGAUGUCCAUCUUCAUGUCCUCGUGCUCUUUGUGCUCACUAAUGGGACAACUUUGGCUUGAGUUGGACAUUAAGCAUAUCAAAUUUGAGUGCUCAGGCGCCUUUCCAUGUUAGUACUCUUGCAUUGCAUAAUGAAGAGGACGCCAUUAAGCCAUAAAGACGCCCCAGCAGCCAUUAUGAACUUUUUACAUCAUAGUAAUCCUCAGGUGUGUUUUUCUUUUUAACUGUAUGAAAAAAAUAAUUGCAUACUUUAAUUAACCCUGCAACCAUCUACAGUCAACCUCUGUUCAUUUUAAAAACUUUGGUUUUCCAGCUAACAAACGCACACAUAGAACACAGUGGCUAUUUCUCUGCUGCCAAAUAAUGUUUCAUCAUACCAUCGCAGUUAUGUAUGGCCUGAAUGUAAAGAAUGUCAUCAAAGUAUUAAAAAUGUCAGGAGGCUUAAGACGAAUGUUACUUCACUUUGAAUGUCACAAACUCAGUCCAAUGUUUUUGUUUGCAUUGUUAAAUGUCACGGAAUAAGACCCGCAACAGCAGCAGCAAGAUCCUCCAGGGGCAAUAAAGUCAUUUCUUUUGUCUUUUUCCUGAACUUGAGCCAGUGCAAUAAAACAAAAGCCGCCUGCAAGGUUGAGGGCGACAUCCGUACUAAAAAGUAUACAUUCAGACAACUCAAAACAACUAUGGCUCAUUUAAAUUCCAUCGCCUUGAUGAUUGUGACAUUUUUUUUGUAUUGUAUUGUUAUAUGCAGAGAAUAUUUAAUGACUUUUAAAGCUCAAACCAUCUCAAUGUGUCUUUUUUUUUUUUUUAAUAAUCAGCGACCUUCUCCGUGUGGAGAGAUUUAAACAUCUCAUGAAUGGGCUCAUUUGUUUCUCUUGGUAUUAAAUCUAUAUGUAGUUUGCUUCUUUGGUUUGCUUGUUAUUUUGGCUGUAUUUUUGAUAAAAGGCCCUUUGUGUUUUCACA